CUUCCAUCUACCCCCACACCCGAGGGGGAUGCUAGCAGGCUGCCUGAUGAUGUAAUCAAAUCUCUCCGCACUCACUCUCAUUCAGAGCUGGUGGACGGAGCUUUAAGCAGCAAGAGAGCGCCAUUGGUUUGGGUGAUGUCAUCCGUCGUUCCGUGAUAAGAGUUUUGGAGGCAAUCAGACGCGAGUCCCAGGAAGCCCGACUCGGCGCUUCUGCCGGGGCUGCUGUGUGAGGAAACAAGAGGAACUGACCUGUCGUCCUUCUCUCCUUCUUCAGUUGAGGAUUACACACAGACUGAUGCGGGAAGAACCGAUUGCACCAGCAUCAACCAUUUUCAAACCGACCUUUACCUUGCUAGUUUUCUGGCUUGUCAGCUAUCUAUGCGAGUUAUUUAGCAAGCUAUAUUUCAUGUUGACGUUUAGCAGAGGGCAUCCGCUGUUGAACCCGUUAACUGAGGAGGGUGCCGUUAGUUAGCCAGCUGCCUUUCUAGAUGUAAUCUAUUAGAUAUUGAUAUAUUCGCUAGAUAGCAAUAUCUGUUCAUUUUCUCCACAUGUAAUCAUAUUCAUAGCGAACUCGCUGGAAUCCUAGCUAGUAAUAACGAGCUUGCUUGCCUGAGCUAAGUGCCUGCAGUCAACCGUAUACGACGGUUGUACGAGUGGUUCCGCGUGUCCUCGGGUCGUGAAGUAUUCCUGCGAGUGACAUUUCAAUGAUUUUCUUUAUACGCAUCUCAUGGCCGUUGUUAGCUCACGUUAGCUUGCAAGCAAGGCAGUUUUCUUUGCGCUCUGCAAAACAAUAGCUAGUUUCCGCUUAUCGUUCAAACCUCUUCUUAUUUUGCUAGCAGCCGAACAUUACUGUUCUUGUAUUGUCCGCUGGUUAGCCACUUAGUUAACGGUAGAGUAGCUAUCUAGCUAACAUACCAACACGUUAACACUGUCCGAUAUGGGAUGCGCUGUAACGGGAACAGGUGAAUUCGAACCUCUGUUUGAUAAAACGAAUCGCGACGUGUUCGUUAGCCGGCAUCCUAAACUAACUGAACAACAUAACUAACUUAAAUAACAACAGUGGUGUUUUGUACUUAAUUUCAUCUUCAACGUCAACUUGCUAGCUUAUAUACUGUUAAUAUAUGGAGGCCAAUAUGUGCCUGUUGUCUGCUAGGAAACCAAUUAUUUAGACUAUCUAGCCUGCUAGCUGGAUGGCUAGCUACUGAAUCGAUGUCCUACUGCCUCCCCUUGAAUGAUCUACCUCUGGAAUUUUGUUGCUUUUUCAACCGUAGAAAGCCUUUCACGGUGAAUGACCAAGAUCGUCGACUUACUUGUUUCAUGUUACGGGAGAAUGACAAAACGGAGGAUUAAGUUGCAUUGUAUUUUUUUCUCAUUCGUGAACCCACGUUGAUUAUACAUUGAGGGGAAUGUGGAAGAACUCCCAUCGUACCCUUUGAGUGCUGUAUCAAAUCGGCGGAGUAAACCUGGAAAAGCAGAGCUGAAAUCAGUCUUCUAUGUUUAUUUAUUACGGACUUCAAACAGAAUACCACUCUGCGUGCGCUCCUAGAGCACGAGAGCUCGAAGUGCUGCUAUUCCCAGAGCAAUAAGGGCAAUAGAAGGGACUGGACACUGGCCUUUCGAUCUCAGGACUAAAACCAUGGCCAAUGAACCUGUCAUCCUUAACGUUUAUGAUAUGUACUGGAUCAACGAGUACACCUCCACUCUGGGUAUUGGAGUCUUCCACUCAGGCAUCGAGAUCUACGGCAGAGAGUUUGCAUACGGGGGUCAUCCGUACCCUUUCAGUGGAAUCUUCGAGAUCACCCCUGGCAACGCCGCUGAGCUGGGGGAAACCUUCAAAUUCAAGGAGGCCAUCGCCUUGGGCACCACAGACUUCACGGAGGAAGACGUGGACAAAAUCAUGGAGGAGCUGGGGAAGGAGUUCAAGGGAAACGCCUAUCACCUGAUGCACAAGAACUGCAACCACUUCUCCUCCUCGCUCUCCGAGCUGCUGUGCGGGCGGGAGAUCCCGCGCUGGGUGAACCGGCUGGCCUACUUCAGCUCCUGCAUCCCCUUCCUGCAGAGCUGCCUGCCCAAGGAGUGGCUCACCCCCGCGGCCCUGCAGAGCCACAUCAGCCUGGGCCUCCACAAGGAGGAGCAGGAGGAGUCCAGCGACGAGGAGUCCCCCUCCUCCGCGGGAGCCACCGGCGGCCCGGGAUCCUCGCACAGCUGCCGCCACACGCGGGUCUGAGCCGCCGCGCUGCGGACUCCCCCCCCGCCUUCUGGACCCAGACACCUUUCAGGGGACACAGCGCCACCGCUAGGCUUGGAUGACCCCUUGGAUGAAACCUUGUGCCCGAAAAUGAAGAGGCAGGAACAGGCACCUCAGAAUAUCCCAGGGACACCCUCCACACCGCCCUUUAAAACUUCUGCUCUAUCUCUACUUAUGAAAACAUAAAUAAAAAACUUCACAGAAGUGUUUAGACUUUUGAUCUUCCUCCUACCUGCAGAGGAAAGUUUCAAAGUCAUUUUUCGUUUUCUGUUUUUUAAAAGAGUUGCCAAGCGAGUGAUGGACAGCACAGACUGACCACUGUUGAGUCCCUCUUCUUGGAUUUUGUUUUUUUUUGUCAUGGAACUUCUUUGUAACCUCAGUCAGCCUUCCCUCUCCCCAUUUUUCAAAGUUGUCAGUGUAGUUUAGCUGGACGUCUGAUGCCCCUGGUAGUGAAGAUAGACAGAGACUGUAUUUGUUUCUGUUUAGAAGUACACGUUCAACAAAGAACUACAUUAUAAAAACUACAGAAUAAUGAACAUUGUCAUGGCUGUGCCUUGUCUUUUAAUUGGGCAGGCUAGUAUUUUGGACUUUAGGUUUUGUGGGAGGGGUUGUUUUUAGCAAGGCUUUUAUUGUUUUCUCAAUUUGCAGAACUAAAAACAAAUGUGCCAAGCUUAUCUUAACAGUGACUUACUUUUAUAUUGGAAUGCAUUUAAUUGUAUUCCAAAUGAAACCCUCCGUUCAUGUUUCAAGUCCUUCAGAAUUGUGCAGUAUUUUUUUUCCCCCUCUACUCUUGUUGCUGUUUGUUGUGGGAUUUGAGCUUUUAUCGUUCAAAUCCGAACACAGCUUGAGCAAAGGCACGUCAACAGGUAGCUACAGGUGUGCGUCGAUCAGGUAUCUGUACAGGGUGAAACUACGAGAAGUGUACAGUUGGUAUCUGCUCCUGAGUAUAGUAAUUCAGGGGGGAAUACUGACGAGCAUACACCCACCAAACCACUUUCAAAUUUCCCCUGAGCUUUGGACUAAUGGGCUUUAGAGAUAACAAUGCCUUUGUGUUUUUUUUUUUUUCUUCUCUCCUUGAACACAAUGAUUGAAUUGAUGUGUGG
Anguilla rostrata (American eel) is the source of this 3351-nucleotide messenger RNA. Its product is annotated as deubiquitinase DESI2. NCBI's taxonomy places the organism in Eukaryota, Metazoa, Chordata, Actinopteri, Anguilliformes, Anguillidae. Bases 1637 to 2227 code for a protein of 196 amino acids. The record is from RefSeq and is a predicted model, not a curated record. The transcript has 5 exons. Gene Ontology annotation, biological process: protein deubiquitination. Gene Ontology annotation, molecular function: deubiquitinase activity.